UGUGCUGACGACAACCUUUGCCAUGGGGAGCCAUGUUACCAAAACACUGGACAAAUGGGGAAUAAAUCCAAGAAAACUUUCACAGAAACGGGCAAAAGGAAAAGCAGCUUCAUCUGCAGUUCCUUCCCAUCAGCAGGCCCAUGUUGAUAUCCAUGUGUAUGACUGCGUGACAUCUGAACCACAGUAUGCCCAGGUCAAUAAAAAACGAAAACCGAAUGAGGAUGGUUUACAUUAUGCAGACGUUCAAGUCCUGCAGUCUGAAAAUGUGGCCAGCAGAGAAAACAGACAAAUUUCAAGUGUUCAAAAUACACAGUAUGCAACUAUAGACUUUACAACUCCUGCAAAAACACAGACGUCAGCUGAACCUGCAGAUUUAUUCAUCCCACCUGGAGAACUACCAAGACCAAGGAUGUCCCAGAAGAAGAACGUCCAGUCAAAGCGAGCAUGAUGACGUUUUUAAACAUGUUUUAAAAUGAAAUACUCUUUUAUAUUGUGCCCUUGAGAAAAUAAAUGUGA
Molecule: messenger RNA, 516 nt
Organism: Danio rerio (zebrafish)
Lineage: Eukaryota; Metazoa; Chordata; Actinopteri; Cypriniformes; Danionidae
Product: zgc:193711
Source: RefSeq, marked predicted